GGAGGAGGAAGGAGAAGGGAAGAAAGAAGAUGAGGAGAAGGGAGAAGGGGGGGAGCGGGGAGGUGUGCGCAGGGAGGAGGCAGCGGGGAGGAGCGCGCGGGGAGGAGGCAGCCGCGCUGGGAGGAGUCUGAAAACUUUCAGCGCGAGGGCAUUGUGGGAAGCAGCCAUGGUCUAAGCGGGGCGCCUCACCUGUCAGCCGCACCGGCUCUUGCGCUCGCCUCUCGCCUUCUCUUCUCCAGCGCUCCUUGCUCGCAAGGCGGGGGCGGCGGCCGCCCAGCCACCAUGAUACAUUUCAUAUUGCUCUUCAGUCGACAAGGGAAAUUACGGCUACAGAAAUGGUACAUCACUCUGCCUGACAAAGAGAGGAAGAAGAUCACCCGGGAAAUUGUUCAGAUUAUUCUCUCCCGUGGUCACAGGACAAGCAGUUUUGUUGACUGGAAGGAACUAAAACUUGUUUAUAAAAGGUAUGCUAGUUUAUAUUUUUGCUGUGCAAUAGAAAAUCAGGACAAUGAGCUCUUGACGCUAGAGAUUGUGCAUCGUUACGUGGAGCUGCUGGACAAAUAUUUUGGAAAUGUCUGCGAGCUGGAUAUUAUCUUUAAUUUUGAAAAGGCUUAUUUCAUCCUGGACGAGUUUAUAAUAGGUGGAGAAAUUCAGGAAACAUCCAAGAAAAUUGCUGUCAAAGCCAUUGAAGACUCUGAUAUGUUACAGGAGACAAUGGAAGAAUACAUGAAUAAGCCUACAUUUUAACUGGAAAUCUACUUGAAGACUCCAGCACUACGUGUUAUGAAGCUGUAAAUAAGCAACGCCUCGCAUCCGGUUUUUUGAUGGAGCCUCAGGCACCAUGCCAAAAAUAAUUUAAAGGGAUUCUUUGUUAACUAACAAAGUUAAAGUUGUUUAACAUAUUUAUAAUUACUGUGUGUCUGUAUUAUUAAAAAAAAAACAAAGAAAAAAAAGUAUGUGUCUGUAUUAUACUGUAUAGGGUACUUGUAGCUCUAAAUGUUUCAAGUAACUACCACCUAACCCAACAGACAAUAUUUGUAAUGUUUUAAUUCCAUGUUAUAUUUUUAAGCUAGUUUAGAUAAAUUAGAUGCAAUUUUUUGUUUUGCAUUUGAUCUUCUACUGACAGGUUAACAACGAUAUUGGAAUAAUCCAUGAUUUUGAAUGUGAAGUAUAUAUGAUGUCAUUAAUACAUUUUCUAAAUGUUUA
Molecule: messenger RNA, 1206 nt
Organism: Macaca mulatta (Rhesus monkey)
Lineage: Eukaryota; Metazoa; Chordata; Mammalia; Primates; Cercopithecidae
Gene: AP1S3
Product: adaptor related protein complex 1 subunit sigma 3
Biological process (GO): vesicle-mediated transport; intracellular protein transport
Cellular component (GO): membrane coat; AP-1 adaptor complex
Molecular function (GO): clathrin-cargo adaptor activity
Source: RefSeq, a predicted model, not a curated record